AUGACAGAAGAUCUAAAUCAUUUUGCUAAAUAUUAAACCUAUUCCUCAUAUUUAACCAUUUAUAAUGAUACAGACUCUCAUUCCAAAACUUAAAGAUUAAAUAGAAACCCAUUAGAGUAUUACACAAAGAGAGGUUUGGAUCCACCAAAAACAAUUUAUGGAGAUCCAGCACAAAUUCUUAAUCCUUAAGCUCCUUAGAAAUAGGAUUAAGGUAAUGAAGCAAAUGCUGUUGGAACUAUUCAUUACUUUGCAAAUGAAAUAGAUCGCUUAUGUUUUGAAGUUGGCAAAUUACUUUAGAAACCUUAAGCAAUUAAAGAGUAGUUGAAUACUAAAAAGAAAAUGUCCUAAGAAUAACACAAAAAUCAUCCUUCUAGUGAUAUGCAAAUCUAAACACUCAAAUAGAUUAAAUCUCUCAAUAAUCUCAAUCCAUCAAUUCAACGAUUAUAUACUGAAUAACUAUUGCAAGAAUAGUAAUAGGAUUUACUGGAAUAUAGAAUUGAUGGUUAAAAGUAAGAUCUUUAAAUAGUGUUACCAACAUAAAAUUAAUUCAUGGAUUGGUAAUCCCCAAAUGUCUAAAAUUAAUUGUAAAGAAACGAAAAGCCAUAUUUAUCUUAACAAAAAUCUGUUCGUUAAUUAUAUUAAAGAAGCCAUAAAUCUACGAUGAUUCCUGAGGAAGGGACAAAAAGAGUGAAAUAAAAUAAAAGAACCUAAGGGGGUUCUCUUGCUGAAUUAGCCUUGCAUAAAGAUGAAGAAAUAUAGAAGGCAAUUAAGAUUUUAUAGGGAGGACUAAAAAAGUGA
This is a messenger RNA of Paramecium tetraurelia, 798 nucleotides long. RefSeq lists its product as uncharacterized. The transcript has 2 exons. The record is from RefSeq and is a predicted model, not a curated record. NCBI's taxonomy places the organism in Eukaryota, Ciliophora, Oligohymenophorea, Peniculida, Parameciidae.